AUGGACUUGCUGCUCCCUCUGGCAGGGGCAUGCUUCCAGCUCCUGCUGCCUCUAUCUGGCACAGAAGAGUUUGAGGGAAGAGACAUGGACAGUGACUCAGCAACAGAGAAUCCUGAUCCCGUGUCCCGUCAUCCCGUGCUCGGUGCUCAGCUUCUGCGGCUGCGAACAGCUGAGGAAUCCGAGGGCCAAAUCGAAAAAGGAUACAGAAGAGAGGGAGAUAGUAUGUCGUCGAAGAAGAACUACUAUAAGGAGAAGAUGAUGCGGCGGAAAGAGGAGGAGAAAAAAGAAGAACCAGAGACACCCAGGUAUCGUGAUCGUGCUAAGGAGCGUCGUGAAGAUCAAAACCCAGAUUAUGAACCUACAGAACUUGGUUCAUUUCAUGCAGUGGCACCUCCUGGGACUGAUUUGAGGCUGGCUGAUGCCCACAAGAUUUCAAUUGAGAAAAGCAAAUAUCUCGGAGGCGAUUUGGAGCAUACACAUCUGGUCAAGGGCUUGGACUAUGCUCUACUUCACAAAGUACGGAGUGAAAUUGAAAAGAAACCUGAUGCAGAGGAUGGGAAGGAUGCAAAGUCAAGGGCAACAAAAGAAGAUCAGGCAGUCUCCUUCCGCACUGCAACUGCAAAGUCUGUCUACCAAUGGAUCAUAAGGCCUCAAAGCAUAAUUAAGGAGAAUGAAUUGUUUCUUCCGGGUCGGAUGUCAUUUAUUUACAACAUGGAGGAGGGAGUAACCAAUGAUAUUCCAACAACUCUUCAUAGGAGCAAAGCUGAUUGCCCGGUUCCAGAGGAGAUGGUAACUGUCAGCGUGGAUGGUUCUGUACUUGACAGGAUUGCUAAAAUUAUGACAUACCUUCGGCUUGGAUCAUCGGGGAAGGUCUUGAAGAAAAAGAAAAAGGAUAGAGAUAUAAAAGGGAAGAGCAAUUUGGCAAGUGGUGACUAUGAUGAGUCAGUAAAACCUUCCCAAAUUAAUGGUUCUACUCUGAAACAUCAAUCAGAUAUGCCACCACCACCAGCUCCAACCCCUCGGAACAAUAAUUUCAAUGGAAAGGAGAAACAACCAGUCCCUGUUGCAAGAGCAGACGAUGAUGACAUUUUUGUUGGAGAUGGAGUUGACUAUUCAGUUCCUAACAAGGAAAUAAGUCAGAGCCCUGUUUCUGAUAUGGAUGAAUCCCCACAUAACCAUCAGAAGCAGUCCAAUUUCACUGAACCCAUGUAUGGCCCAGUACCAUCAUCUGAACCUGCUCAAGCUUGGCAACAGCAGAACGGGUAUGAUGCUGUUCAAGCCCAGAUGGCAGCUGCUGGAUAUCAAGGUGACUGGUCAAGCUAUGUGUAUGCAGAACAGCAGUUGGGUUAUCCAGAACAGUAUGUGCAGCAAAGCACCCAGGAAUACGAUGUGUUAGCUGACCCUAGUAUAUCCCAGGAUCCGAGGUUCAUGACUCAAGCAGACAAGGAUCGGGGUUUAGGUUCUGUUUUCAAACGUGAUGAUCAAAGGCUUAAUCAACUGAGGGAAAAAGAUGCAUGGGAGAGAGAUCCAAAUUUUAUUUCAGAUAGUUACUCAGAGUGUUAUCCUGGUUACCAGGAGUAUAAUAAUGAGAUUGCAGGAAGCGAUGAUGAAGAUGAUUUAUCGAAGAUGGAUAUGGGUGGACGGGCAAAGGGCCGUCUUCACAGGUGGGACUUUGAGACUGAAGAGGAGUGGGCCAAGUACAACGAUCAGAAAGAAGCCAUGCCGAAGGCUGCCUUCCAGUUUGGGGUGAAGAUGCAGGACGGCAGGAAGACUAGGAAGCAGAACAAGGACCAGAAGCUCACGAAUGACCUCCACAAGAUCAACAAGAUCCUGGCUAGGAAGAAGGGCGAGAAAGAUGGGGCGGAAGAUGGUGGUCACUUUGAUGAUGAUUUACCUAGCUCGAAGAAACAGCGUGGCUGA
Messenger RNA from Miscanthus lutarioriparius, 1920 nucleotides. The record is from the annotation of a GenBank genome assembly. Lineage: Eukaryota; Viridiplantae; Streptophyta; Magnoliopsida; Poales; Poaceae.